Messenger RNA from Corythoichthys intestinalis (scribbled pipefish), 709 nucleotides. Its product is annotated as gamma-crystallin N-A-like. The record is from RefSeq and is a predicted model, not a curated record. Gene Ontology annotation, biological process: visual perception; lens development in camera-type eye. The transcript is spliced from 4 exons. Gene Ontology annotation, molecular function: structural constituent of eye lens. Bases 48 to 599 code for a protein of 183 amino acids. Lineage: Eukaryota; Metazoa; Chordata; Actinopteri; Syngnathiformes; Syngnathidae.
GUAGCCAGGCAAGUGGCGGGGGUUUGGAACAGCUAGAACCGUGCAAAAUGUCUCAGAGCUCAGGAAAGAUCGUGCUGUACGAAGGCAAGAGUUUCACAGGCCGCAAGUUGGAGGUCUGCAGCAGCUGCGACAACUUUCAGGAGCGCGGUCUUGUCAACCGUGUCAACUCCGUACGUGUGGAGAGCGGUGCCUUCGUGUGCUUCGACCACCCAGACUUUAAAGGCCAGCAGUACGUCCUGGAACGCGGCGAGUACCCUGAAUUCCAACGCUGGAGUGCCUACAAUGAUCACAUGGGCUCCUGUAGGCCAAUCAGAAUGCAUGGUGAGCACUACAGGCUGGAGUUGUUUGAAGGAGACAAUUUCAGCGGCCAGCAGGUAGAACUGAAUGAAGACUGUCCCUUGCUGCAAUCCAAAGGCCUUACAAAGAGCUGCAUCAAGUCCCUCAAGGUCUACGGAGAUGGAGCCUGGGUGUUGUACGAGGAGCCCAACUACCGUGGUCGCAUGUACGUGGUGGAACGAGGAAAUUAUGGCGGCCACACUGAGUGGCAGGCAGACAAUCCCAAGAUCCAGUCUGUUCGUAGGGUUGCCAACUACUUCUAAGAUGGCGCUCAGAAUCCCUUCACGAAAGUUUGGCAGGAAAGCAGUAAAGGCUGAAGACAUGUACGACAACUUGCCGCUUCACUUUUGUACCGCCUUAUUCAAAGCCACAA